Molecule: messenger RNA, 2382 nt
Organism: Pan troglodytes (chimpanzee)
Lineage: Eukaryota; Metazoa; Chordata; Mammalia; Primates; Hominidae
Gene: GABRG2
Product: gamma-aminobutyric acid type A receptor subunit gamma2
Exons: 9
Coding region: 359-1762 (467 amino acids)
Biological process (GO): chloride transport; monoatomic ion transmembrane transport; gamma-aminobutyric acid signaling pathway
Cellular component (GO): membrane
Molecular function (GO): extracellular ligand-gated monoatomic ion channel activity; GABA-A receptor activity
Source: RefSeq, a predicted model, not a curated record
GUAAGUGUGAGGGGCAUGAGUCUACACGAGUGUGCGUGUCUUUCCCUCUCCCUUAUUUGUCUCCGUAUGAGUCUCUCCUUGUACCCUCCCCCUGCCUCGAUGAUAUUACUCCCCCAGACUUGGAAGCCGCUGCCAGAGUGACGCUUUGAUGGUAUCUGCAAGCGUUUGUGCUGAUCUUAUCUCUGCCCCCUGAAUAUUAAUUCCCUAAUCUGGUAGCAAUCCAUCUCCCCAGUGAAGGACCUACUAGAGGCAGGUGGGGGGAGCCACCAUCAGAUCAUAAGCAUAAGAAUAAUACAAAGGGGAGGGAUUCUUCUGCAACCAAGAGGCAAGAGGCGAGAGAAGGAAAAAAAAAAAAGCGAUGAGUUCGCCAAAUAUAUGGAGCACAGGAAGCUCAGUCUACUCGACUCCUGUAUUUUCACAGAAAAUGACGGUGUGGAUUCUGCUCCUGCUGUCGCUCUACCCUGGCUUCACUAGCCAGAAAUCUGAUGAUGACUAUGAAGAUUAUGCUUCUAACAAAACAUGGGUCUUGACUCCAAAAGUUCCUGAGGGUGAUGUCACUGUCAUCUUAAACAACCUCCUGGAAGGAUAUGACAAUAAACUUCGGCCUGAUAUAGGAGUGAAGCCAACAUUAAUUCACACAGACAUGUAUGUGAAUAGCAUUGGUCCAGUGAACGCUAUCAAUAUGGAAUACACUAUUGAUAUAUUUUUUGCGCAAACAUGGUAUGACAGACGUUUGAAAUUUAACAGCACCAUUAAAGUCCUCCGAUUGAAUAGCAACAUGGUGGGGAAAAUCUGGAUUCCAGACACUUUCUUCAGAAAUUCCAAAAAAGCUGAUGCACACUGGAUCACCACCCCCAACAGGAUGCUGAGAAUUUGGAAUGAUGGUCGAGUGCUCUACACCCUAAGGUUGACAAUUGAUGCUGAGUGCCAAUUACAAUUGCACAACUUUCCAAUGGAUGAACACUCCUGCCCCUUGGAGUUCUCCAGUUAUGGCUAUCCACGUGAAGAAAUUGUUUAUCAAUGGAAGCGAAGUUCUGUUGAAGUGGGCGACACAAGAUCCUGGAGGCUUUAUCAAUUCUCAUUUGUUGGUCUAAGAAAUACCACCGAAGUAGUGAAGACAACUUCCGGAGAUUAUGUGGUCAUGUCUGUCUACUUUGAUCUGAGCAGAAGAAUGGGAUACUUUACCAUCCAGACCUAUAUCCCCUGCACACUCAUUGUCGUCCUAUCCUGGGUGUCUUUCUGGAUCAAUAAGGAUGCUGUUCCAGCCAGAACAUCUUUAGGUAUCACCACUGUCCUGACAAUGACUACCCUCAGCACCAUUGCCCGGAAAUCGCUCCCCAAGGUCUCCUAUGUCACAGCGAUGGAUCUCUUUGUAUCUGUUUGUUUCAUCUUUGUCUUCUCUGCUCUGGUGGAGUAUGGCACCUUGCAUUAUUUUGUCAGCAACCGGAAACCAAGCAAGGACAAAGAUAAAAAGAAGAAAAACCCUGCCCCUACCAUUGAUAUCCGCCCAAGAUCAGCAACCAUUCAAAUGAAUAAUGCUACACACCUUCAAGAGAGAGAUGAAGAGUACGGCUAUGAGUGUCUGGAUGGCAAGGACUGUGCCAGUUUUUUCUGCUGUUUUGAAGAUUGUCGAACAGGAGCUUGGAGACAUGGGAGGAUACAUAUCCGCAUUGCCAAAAUGGACUCCUAUGCUCGGAUCUUCUUCCCCACUGCCUUCUGCCUGUUUAAUCUGGUCUAUUGGGUCUCCUACCUCUACCUGUGAGGAGGUAUGGGUUUUACUGAUAUGGGUCUUAUUCACUGAGUCUCAUGGAGAGAUGUCUGUUCUAAGUCCACUUAAAUAAUCCUCUAUGUGGUUGAUAAUGAUCUGAAUCUGUUUCUAUGUCCAAACCUGGUAAAUUUUAUAAUGUCAUAUUGUUUGUGCCCAGCCCUCCUUUGGUUAGUGUACUUUGAACUUCGAUGUUUGCUGUGUUUCAAACCUGCAAGGCAAAGUAAAAUUAGAGCAAGAACAUUCAAACCAAAUAAGAUAUUUUUCAGCUACAGCAAAUGAAACAGUGAAAGCCCUGACUAUUUACAGUAGUGGUAUCCUUACUAGAUUCAUAAUGCAAUUAGAUAGAAAAGGUCCAAAACUGUACCCUAUGUUCACUCCGGGUCAAGUUGUGAUAAAUUUGAUCCCAGUAGAAUACCUCCCUCAUUUAAGAAAAAUCAUAACUCACUUUAAAUAUGAAAGCCUAGUCCAGAAAUCUAUUUCACCUUUAUCUCAAGAUAGGAAGAAAAUUUCCUCCACAUUCAUGUACAAUGAUGUAAAUAUUUCAAUAACUUAGAAUGCUUCAAGUUUAGUGCAUGCAUCUCUUUAGAUCCAAAAUAAAUGGAUUGAAGUUAUCA